This is a messenger RNA of Vombatus ursinus (common wombat), 5814 nucleotides long. It is a transcript of the gene CCDC171, whose product is annotated as coiled-coil domain containing 171. The transcript is spliced from 26 exons. The record is from RefSeq and is a predicted model, not a curated record. Bases 251 to 4252 code for a protein of 1333 amino acids. Lineage: Eukaryota; Metazoa; Chordata; Mammalia; Diprotodontia; Vombatidae.
AGUGUUUCUACUACGCCCUCCACCCAUCUCUCUAUGCCGGGGGCCAGCUGGGCUAGGUGGUUCGGUUUAGUUUGGAGGUUAGGCCCUUCGGGACUGCAGCCUGAGGACAUCUGUGGGGGCGGCUGACACCUGCUGAGACUUCUUUGUAUCUACUUGAGCUCUAAAGCAAAAGACAUCUUUGAAGGUUUUCAUUUUUCAUAAGUAAAAAGUAAAAGAGAAUUUUGGUUAUUAACAGUCAGAUGACAUCAUCAUGAGCAUCAAUCCAAGUAAUAUUAAUGCUGAAAUCCAAAGGUUAAAGAAUACUGCUGUUGACUUAAAAGAAAUGCAUAGAAGCAAUGAGUCAGAUUUGGAUUUCAUUACAGAUCUGAGAAAGAAACUUCAUCGAGCAAAAAAAGAAAAACUGGAAAUAACAACUAGCCAUAAUGCGCAGCUGUUAACCUAUGAGAGCCAGCUUACCAAGCUUCGAUCUGAAGUUGAGAGAGGGGAGGCACUUCGACAGAGUCUUGAAUAUGAACUUGCUCUUGCUAGAAAGGAACUUGGCCUUGGAAGAUUGGCUAUUGAAGAAAAAUUAGUCGAGGCACAUAACAAGAAUGAACAACUACGAGUACAGAAUUCAGAGCUUCAAGGGAAGAUAAAUGAGAUCGAGAAAGCAUUUCAGACUUCUCAGUACAACUGGAAAGAAGAAUGCAGAAGAUUUGAAUUGGAUUUGGAGGAGAGAGACAACGUAAUUCAAAACUGUAAUCAAGAAUAUGAUGUUCUUUUGAAGGAAAAAAAUAGACUAGAAAAUAUUCUAAAGGAGACAUUGGAUCAGCAUCAGGAACAGAAGAAUGAACUGGAAUCUCAUAUCAGGGAAACAGCACUUGAGGAAUUUAGAUUACAAGCCGAACAAUGGGAAACAGAAAGAAGAGAGUUACAAUUUUUAGUACAGGAACAAGAUAAUGCUAUACAAAAUAUGCAUAAGAAAAUGGAAAAACUAGAAUCAGAACACCUUGAUUGCUCUAACCUUCUACGGCGACAAGCAAGUGAACUUGAAUCAAGCUCUUCCCGAGAGGAAUUACUUAGAAAAGAAUAUGAGGCAGCUACUAUGAAGGUGAAGAAAUUAGAGGAAAAUAUUGAAGCGGAAAGAGCAGCACACCUGGAAUCCAAAUUUAAUUCUGAAAUUAUCCAGUUAAGAAUUCGAGAUCUCGAAGGAGCCUUGCAAGUAGAAAAGGUGAGCCAAGCAGAAGCUGUGGCUGAUUUGGAAAUGAUCAAGAAUGAGUUCAAAGAAGUUGAAAGUGCAUAUGAGCGAGAAAAACAUAAUUCACAAGAGACCUUUGCAAAACUAAAAAUAUUAGAAAGAGAGUGUUUCUCUAAAAACAAGAAACUAAAUGAAGAGAUCGAGGAACAGAAGAAAGUAAUUAUGGACCUCUCAAAGAGACUUCAGAGUAAUGAAAAAAGUUUCAGUGAAUUACAGGAAGAACUAGCAAUGGCUAAGAGGCACCAGGCCUGUCUUACAGAGAUGAAUGAAAAGAAUGUGAAAGAGUUGGAGUUGCUCUUAGACAGCUUUGCUGGGUCUGGCCAGCGGACAUCAGGCAUCCACAAGGAUGAAGAUAAAGCUCCCAGCUUCUCUGUUGUCCUUGAGACUUUGAGGCGUACCUUGACAGAUUACCAGAACAAGCUGGAAGAUGCAUCUAAUGAGCUAAACUGCCUGCAAAUGACUUCUGAAAAAACAUUUAGGGAACUUGAUGCUACCAAACAGGAGAUGAAAUGUCAAAACAAAAGUCUAAAGGAAGCACAGGAUAAACUGGUUAAUGUCAAUCAAGAGUUAAAUCACCUGCGAACUAAGUAUGCAGACAGAGAAUCUAUAAUAGGCACUUUAAAAAUGGAACUCCAAAAUGUUCUACAUUGUUGGGAGAAAGAGAAAAUGCGAGGAGCACAAUCUGAAAAUGAAAUCCAGAAGCUUUCGCAGGCUUUCCAUAAGGAUAUUGAGGAGAAGCUAACCUUCCUUCAUACUUUAUAUCAGCACUUGGUAGCAGGCUGUGUGCUUAUAAAACAACCAGAAGGCAUGCUGGAUAAAUUCUCUUGGUCUGAGCUUUGUGCAGUCUUGCAGGAGAAUGUUGAUGCCCUGAUCUUAGACCUCAACAGGGCUAAUGAGAAGAUAACUCAUCUAGAAUAUGUUUGUAAAAACAAGUCUGAUACUCUGAGGGAGCUUCAGCAGACCCAGGAAGACACUUUUAAUAAAGUGGCAGAACAGAUUAAAGCACAGGAGAGCUCUUGGCAGAAACAAAAGAAGGAUUUGGAACAGCAUUAUACUGAACUCCUCCGGGAGGUUCAGAUGAAGGCACAGAAAUAUCAAGAAAUUGCUGAAAAAAAUGUGGAAAAGUCAGCCUUUAUGGAAAAAUCUAAUGAAGAGUUGGUUCUUGAAAAUUCACAGUGUAAAAAUAUGUUAGCUGAGACUCAAAAGGAACAUACAUCCCUACUGGCAGCCUGUGCAUUAAUGUCUGGUGCUUUAUGUCCUUUAUAUAGUCGAUCAUGUGCCUUGUCAACACAAAGAGACUUUCUCCAGGAUCAGGUUAACAUGUACGACGUGCUCAAACAGGAAAUUAGAACUCUGGUUCAGGCUUUGUCUGAUGUAGAAGAAAAGAAGCAAAAUGAAGCCAAGUUGAAGAAAAAACAUUUCAAAGGAUUGAUACGUGUAUUCCGGAAAGGUGUGAUUGCUGUUUUGGCAGCAAAAAGACUUCAGAUUCUUGGCCAAAAGUGUGGCUCUCUUUUUACAUGGAUGGAGAGCUUCAAAGAAGGCAUAGGAAUCUUAGUAUGUACAGGAGAACCCAAAGAGAACCAUAAUUUGCCAAGACAUCGAACAGAGCAGAUGCGUUGUCUUCAAGCAGUUAGUUGGCUUACUAGUUCUGAACUUCUUGCUGCAGUAAUCAGUUCUAUGGCUGAGUUACAGGAAGUGGUUUGUAAAACAGAUCCAAAUUCUGUGCUUUGUGGACAUUUACUUAUAAGUGCAGCAAGGAAUUCGUUUGCAAAACUCAUGGAUAAAAUUAGCUUGGCAAUGGAGAAUGUAACACUGGGCAGUAGUAGAAGUUUUACAUAUAUGGAAAAGGAUUCCCUGGUUCAGAGGUUGGCCCGAGGACUUCAUAAAGUUAACACAGAAGCCUUGAAGUAUGGUCUAAGUGGCCCUGUGCCCAUUAUGAAAAGUGUAGAAUGUUUGCAAAAGCAAAUAUAUGAAUUUACCCAAAGAUUGCAUACAGCAGAAGUAGAACGCCGUUCACUCCGCUUAGAGGUUACAGAAUUUAAAAAGAAUGUCCAUGAUAUGAAAAAAGAGAUUGACAAAGCCCAGGUCCUCCAAAUGCAAUUAAAAGAAUUUAAGCAGUCUAAACUGAUCACCCGUGAGAGGUUUGAAAGUGCCUGUGAAGAACUGAAUAACGCAUUCCUCCGGGAGCAGCAGGCCCAGAGGCUUCUGAAUGAACAGGCCCAGCAGCUUCAGGAGUUAAACUAUAGACUAGAGCUGUGCUCGAGCGAGGAAGCGGGCAAGAACCAGACCCUUGGCGAAGCUGCGAAGAGUCUCUCUGAGGCAAAGAUGGAGCUGAGAAGAAAAGAUCAAUCUUUGCGUCAGCUCAAUAGACAUCUUACCCAGCUGGAGCAGGACAAGCGGCGACUAGAGGAGAGCAUCCAUGAUGCAGAGAGUGCCCUCCGCAUGGCAGCAAAAGACAAAGAAUUUGUUGCUAAUCAUAUGAGAUCAGUGGAAAGUGCUCUUCAUAAGGUCAGAGAUCAGAUCUCGCUGUCACGGACUGCGGCAAGCAGGAAUGACUUCACCCUGCAGCUACCCAAACUGCACCUGGAGACCCUUGCAUUGGAGGGGCUGAAAGGCGGGCCAGAGGUUGUAGCAUGCCAGGCUAUGAUUAAAAGUUUCAUGGAUGUCUACCAACUUGCAAGCUCUAGAAUUGCUACAUUAGAGAAGGAAAUGACAUCUCAUCGAAACCACAUUUCAGCUCUGAAAUCAGAGCUCCAAACAGCUUGUCUACGUGAAAAUGAAAGUUUACACUCAGGAUCACGAGACCAUUCAAAUCUCUCCAUUUCUUCAAGAAAUACUCUUCAUGCUGACCGAAACAUGAAUGGGGAUUUCUUGCCACUGAAAGCUGAACUCGACACAACUUACACUUUCUUAAAGGAAGCAUUUGUAAAUAGUUUACCCCGUUCUCAGGCUUCCCAUUCCCCUGCUGUGAAUAUAUCUACUAAUUCCAAAAGAACAGUACAAAAUGGAUUCUGAUUUUUAUGAAAAUAACAUGGAAGUUAUAUUUAAGAAUUAAAAUGCUGUGUGAAGGAUUUUCUUAUUUAAAUUUUGUUUCAGUAUAUGUGACAACGAUUUGUCUUUUUUAUUAUUAAUUUGUGUGAUUCCUCAAUAUCUGCCUCUGUGUGUAUGUGUGUCUCCUUGCAUAAUGAAAUAACCAACUUGGGUUUUUUAAAGUUUUAUUUAUUAUUAUAGUUGCACAUUUUUAUGUAACAUAUUUUUAAAUGUUAAAGAAUGACACAUUUUGGGUAAUUUUCCUCAGACUUAAAAAAAUCAAUAAGCCAUUUUAGUCUCUAUCUAUCAAAGUUGUUUCAUACUUGUCUAUUUUAAAGCAGGGCUGCAAUACUUUAAUAGGAUCGAGAGAGCUAUUUGAAAUGUAUGCCAAUGAUUCCUGUCAUUUCAUGGCAGCCCUGCCAUGGUUCACUGAGCCCCCUCUUCUCUCUUGUCAGCUCAACUGAAGACAAGCAUUUAGUUGCAAACUUUAAGCAGGUUGUGCAAAACAGAAAUGAUGUGACUGCUUCUCCUCCUGCACAAUAAUGUCACUCCUGGUCAAUGUGAGAAGGUCAGGGUGCUCCUUGUAAAGCUACAUGAUACUAUUUGCCCAUUUGAACAAGUUAAGUUAACUGCUGAAUCUGGUCCCUGCAGGCGUUGAAAACUCAUCCUUUUAUCAACUGCAUUUGAUAAGAAACUCGAACAAUUGUGCAGGGAGAAUUUCAAUGGUAUGUUUAUGUACUUUACAAGGACAGCUCCCAAACCAGUGUUGCAGGUAAUAUAUUUAGUAUAAGCUGCAAGACUUUAAGGUGAUGGCUGCCUUGACCUUCAAAAUAGACUCCUUUUUUGUUGUUGUUGGUAGGGCCCAAGAGUGACGCCCAUCUUUGAUGCUGACAGAAUUUCAAACAAGGCCAUUGCCCUGCAUUUUCUGCCUUGUAGCACACAAAAGUAAAAUUGUAUGUCAGGCCGAGAUGUCGGGGAGCUGACAAGAUGCCCCAGUGACAUUUCAGCUGGAAAGAGCAAGUGUCUUGCAACCAAGUGGUCAAAUAUCAAAUAAUAGGUCAAGCAGGAAGGAGCUGAGUUCUAACCACAAAGAGGUUUCUGGUAACUUACUUGACAAGCUUUUGGGUGCUUUGUGGCUUGACAAAAUGAUGUUCUGUUGGGUAUCGCUAGACAGACUGUUCUUUAUCGCCUUCAGAAGAUCAGACAUUGACAUUGAUUAAACUCUUUAACCCUUAAAGGUUAAAUCCUCACAGUUUGCAUCAUGGUAAGUGAAGAACAAAAGAAAAUUUGUAAUAUGUAAUUUGUUUUUGUAUUAAUCAUUGUACUUCCCAGUUCUAUUAACUUUUGAUGGGCACUAUUGUUUUCAAUAGUGUUCUGAUACAAAAUCCAUGUAUUAGAUUGUUUUUCAUUAUGAAGCAGUGAUACAUUAGAAAAUAACAUUAUGUGUUAUGGAAUUUUUGAUGUCUUAUGCUUCAUUCAAUGUGGCAUUUGAUUCUAAUGUGCCUGAUGACUGAAAAUUGUCUUAUUACUAAUGGCAAAUAAAAUUA